AUGUCCCUAAGAGUAUUUGUCACUGUUGGUAGUACAGCGUUUCCAUCUCUCUUCACUAUCAUAAACACAGUUGAAUUCCUUGAGGCAUUGAAUCCUUCACAGUUGUUCAUUCAAACUGGUUCUUCAAAUCCAGAUUUAGAAAUAGUCAAAGAGCUCAUGAAAGAAGAGGACCUGGAAAUCUUUGAUUAUGAUGUGAACUAUGAAGACUUCAUCGAUCGAUGAGACCUGGUGAUAGGCCAUACAGGUGCUGGUACCACCAUAGAUGUUCUCAGUAGGAAUAAGUAUUUCGUAUCAGUGAUCAAUACCUCUCUGAUGGAUAAUCAUCAAGAAGAACUAGCCUCUAAGCUAAAUGAUAUCUCUUCGAGAGUGACAGUCACAACUCCUGAAGACCUUCUUGAUGCCAUUAAAAGUUUAGAUCCAGCCAGUAUUCGAUUCGGGCCAAAAUCUAGUUAUAAAAACUCAGAAGGAAAUUUCUUGCCAAGCGUGAUCGACCAGAUGCUGCUUGAGUAGGAGUAUUUGAAAAUUAG
This is a messenger RNA of Moneuplotes crassus, 527 nucleotides long. Lineage: Eukaryota; Ciliophora; Spirotrichea; Euplotida; Euplotidae. The record is from the annotation of a GenBank genome assembly.